Messenger RNA from Boleophthalmus pectinirostris (great blue-spotted mudskipper), 1488 nucleotides. Its product is annotated as acidic mammalian chitinase-like. Bases 1 to 1488 code for a protein of 495 amino acids. The record is from RefSeq and is a predicted model, not a curated record. Gene Ontology annotation, cellular component: extracellular region. Gene Ontology annotation, molecular function: chitin binding; chitinase activity. The transcript has 11 exons. Lineage: Eukaryota; Metazoa; Chordata; Actinopteri; Gobiiformes; Gobiidae. Gene Ontology annotation, biological process: carbohydrate metabolic process; chitin catabolic process.
AUGACAAGGUUCACAGUCCUAUCAGGCUUGUGUCUGGUGCUGUGCCAACUGGCAUCUGCAUCCCAGAUGGUUUGCUAUUUCACGAAUUGGUCCCAGUACAGACCAGGCACGGGGAAAUACAUGCCCCAAAAUGUUGACCCUUUCCUCUGCACCCACCUCAUUUAUGCUUUCUCCAUCAUAAACCCCAGAAAUGAGCUGGUGACGUAUGAAUGGAACGAUGAGACCCUCUAUAAAACCUUCAAUGGUCUCAAGAGCAAGAACCCAGGUCUAAAAACUUUAUUGGCCGUCGGAGGAUGGAAUUUUGGAUCAACACAGUUCUCCAUCAUGGUGUCCACCCCAGCCAAUCGUCAGACUUUCAUCCAGUCCUCCAUCAAAUUCCUGAGAACCCACGGUUUUGAUGGUCUGGACCUGGAUUGGGAAUACCCAGGAUCCCGUGGAAGUCCCCCAAUUGACAAACAGAGGUUCAGUCUGCUGUGCAAGGAACUUGUAGCAGCCUAUGCAGCAGAGGCUGAGACUUCAGGCAGACCUCAGCUCAUGCUAACUGCUGCAGUGUCUGCUGGAAAGGGAACCAUUGAUGCCGGAUAUGAGAUCGCUGAGAUCGCAAAAUACUUGGACUUCAUUAAUGUGAUGACCUAUGACUUCCAUGGAGCUUGGGAGCGAUUCACUGGACACAACAGUCCACUGUACCGUGGCUCACAUGACAGCGGUGAUCUCAUUUACUUCAAUACAGAUUUUGCCAUGAAAUACUGGAGAGACCAGGGGACCCCAGCAGAAAAACUGAUGAUGGGCUUUGCGUCUUAUGGCCGCACUUUCCGCCUGACCUCUUCCAACACUGGUGUAGGAGCUCCAGCAAGCGGAGCGGCCUCUGCUGGAAUAUACACUCGGGAAGCAGGAUUCUGGUCCUACUAUGAGAUCUGCACAUUUUUAGAGGGAACCACAAUCCAGUGGAUUAGUGACCAGAAAGUUCCCUAUGCCAGCAAAAACAAUGAAUGGGUGGGAUUUGACACCAAAGAAAGCUAUGAGAUUAAGGUCCAGUAUAUGAAGAACAACGGAUUUGGAGGUGUAUUCGUUUGGGCUUUGGAUUUGGACGACUUUAACGGAGAGUUCUGUGGACAAGGAAAGCACCCACUGAUGAACCACCUUCGCAAACUUGUUAACAGCGGGGUGCCUCCACAACCUGAAACCACUACCACCAGACCGGGUACAACCACAAACAGGCCAGCCACCACUACCACUAGACCAGUUCCAACCACAAACAGGCCAGCCACCACCACCGUUGGGCCAAGUGAUACAACUACCACCAGGACCACCAUCCCUGUGCCCGGGAAAGGCUUCUGUAAGGGCAAGCCUGACGGAAUAUAUCCCCAUCCCACGGACAACACCAUGUUCUAUGAGUGCGCGGGGGGACGGACCUAUCUGAAGAGGUGCGGUGGGGGCACAGUGUAUGAUGAUAGCUGCAAAUGUUGUACCUGGCCCAGAUUUGACUGA